Molecule: messenger RNA, 2543 nt
Organism: Hypomesus transpacificus
Lineage: Eukaryota; Metazoa; Chordata; Actinopteri; Osmeriformes; Osmeridae
Gene: mief2
Product: mitochondrial elongation factor 2
Exons: 8
Coding region: 906-2315 (469 amino acids)
Biological process (GO): mitochondrion organization; positive regulation of mitochondrial fission
Cellular component (GO): mitochondrial outer membrane
Source: RefSeq, a predicted model, not a curated record
AGCUAUCUGUAAGAACGUUUACCUAUCAAGCGUAACUGACUACAGAAUUCAGUAAAAUAGAUGUAUCUGAAGUCGUAGCAAGUUCAUAGUAGCUAAUGAUGAAAGCAGCUGUAAAUGCAUCAAUCUUCUCUCAGAUUUCGACUGCAUAUUGGUAGCACGAUCCUCUUCUUGUCACCGUGUUGGCUAAACGUAUCGGCACGUUGUCAACCGCUUGUUUGAGUGCCAGGCUAGCUAUCGGUAACAUCUGCUAGCCAGCAAGCUAGCUGACAAUAACAACGGCGGACACCCAGCCAAACAAUGGCCAGCCUAUCCCAACUCGUGAUAGAUUAUGUUUUACGUUAACUAACGAAGCCCGUGCUUUAGCACUGAUAAAAUAACGAGGUUUGUUGCAUCUUGUUGUUUACGACAGCUAGCUUGUCGUAAGCUUGGUUGUGCACGAAACGGGUAGAAACGUAAAGCCCACUACUCUGGACGAACAUAUUGUACCUACUGUACUAGGUAACCUAGCUAACAUCUCUGCUAUGAUGUAGCUACUGUGUUAGUCAGGAGACACGGCUGUGUUUUAUAUUCUAGCUGGAACAGCUGAACUAGAAAUACCAUCGCUGGCACAGGGGCGUGUGUGUGUGUCUCGGACGGUGAGGGGCGGGAGGGCUUUGACUCCACGCCGACUAGUGCGAGGUCUGCUGCGGUUAUUUCUGUCUAGCAGGUGCGGCGGUCAAAUGCCACACAGCGCCUGUUGGGUUUUAUCUUUCACUCUGAAGUUGACUAGGUCCUGGUGACGUGUACACGGUGCUGAACGUACGCUGUUAUUACCGGAGAGAGAGGACAGCUGAGACGUGGAGACUGACCCUGAAAUUUACGGGAAGGUGACUGUGUGUAAAGGCUGACCUCUGAACCAGGAAGUGAUGGACUUCCGUGGUGGCAGGAGGCGGGGCGAGGACAGCAUUGCCAUGGUGAUAGACUUCCUGCUGGCCAAUGCCCGGCUGGUGCUGGGAGUGGGUGGAGCCGCCAUCCUGGGGAUCGCUACGCUGGCUGUCAAACGGCUCAUAGAGCGUGCAGGCAGUGCAGCAGAGGAUGAGAAGGUGGAGCAGAAGAUGACAGAGAGUUGGGAGGAGCUUAGCUUAGGCCCCACCCCCUCCAGAAAGAGUCUGGAAGACGUGGUCCUGAAGCAUGUCUCCACGGCAACCAGGCAGCAGAAAGGAUACCUGUGCCAGCAGCAGAAGUCCAUCUUGGAGUGUGUGACCCCACCCGGCCAGGAUGAGCUGGGGACUAAACUCAGUAGAAUGCAGUUGUGUGCUCCCCUGUCUCUGCAGGAGCGGCUGCAGCAGUACUACAGCAGCAGGGUAGUGGUGAGUCCAGAGGAGGUGCUGUGGGCCCAGCGUCUGUGUGUGGACAUCUGCACAGAGAUCCAGGGCUUCCUGCUGUCCACACACCCAGACAUGCCCCUGGGGGAGUUCAGCCUGGGGGGGGCCCUGCUAGACGACUUGGAGGCGGUGCGUGUGGACCAUGUGUGUGUGCUGGUGCCGCUGCGUGUGGAAGCCGGGCUGUGGAGCCUGGUUCCUGGGGAGCAGACUCUUCUCAAACAGCCCCUCUCCUGGAUGGUCCGCCGCACCAACCUGGAGUACUUCCCCCGGGGACGCAGUUACUGGGACAGGUUCCUGGUGGGCGGGUACCUGUCGUCGGAGGCGCUAGUAAACAUGCUCAGUAAGGUUGUGAUGGAGACCAUGAACUGGCCGUCUCUUAGCAACAGUCUGGACUGCCUGGUGCGGCCGGUGCUGGGGGGCCCAGAGCUCAAGCUGGAGGUCAGCCCUGCCCCAGGCUGCUGCGUGUCGGGGGGAGGGGAGCCCCUGUUCGUGUCCCUGCUGCCGGUGCUGAGGCAGGAUGACGUGGUGCUGUGUGCCCAGCCGGGGCUCACCCUGCCCUGGCCGUCCGCCUGGCGCCUGUCCCUCUACCCCUGGGAGACCCAGCGGCUGGCGCAGCUCGACGGCCAGGAUGCAGGCGUCCGCGGCCGACUGCUGAAGACCCUGAAGGCCGUGUGCAGGCUGAACCCCAUCCUGCGGCCCCUGACCUCCGCCCCACUGGCCAACCUCAUCCUGCACCUCAGCGACAAGGAGCCUGAUUGGUCGGUGGGGGCUCUGGAGGGGCGGUUCCGGCAGUGUGUGGAGGAGCUGAUUGGCUACCUGGAGCAGGGGGCGGUGCCCAGCUACUUCAAGGCGGGGGUGAACGUUCUGGGAGGCGUGUCGGAGGAGCAGGUGGAUCAGAUGGGCUUCUUACUGUACUGUGCUUUGUCUGACCCUGGCAUCCUGCUUAUCUGACACACACACACACACCCUACACACACACGCUAUACACACACCAAACACUCUAUACACACAUCAUACACACACACUAUACACAUACACACCACUGUGCCCUGUCUCACCCUGGGAUCCUGCUCCUAUAAGAUCCUGCUACUCUGACACACCAGUUUUAUAUAUAUAUAUAUAUACAUACACACAUUCAAAUCAUAUCCUCUCGCUCAUACACCUACACACUCCAAAGCC